Molecule: messenger RNA, 953 nt
Organism: Cynocephalus volans (Philippine flying lemur)
Lineage: Eukaryota; Metazoa; Chordata; Mammalia; Dermoptera; Cynocephalidae
Gene: HSD11B1L
Product: hydroxysteroid 11-beta dehydrogenase 1 like
Exons: 7
Coding region: 1-864 (287 amino acids)
Cellular component (GO): intracellular membrane-bounded organelle
Molecular function (GO): oxidoreductase activity
Source: RefSeq, a predicted model, not a curated record
AUGAAGGUGUUGCUCCUCACAGGGCUGGGGGCCCUGUUCUUCGCCUAUUAUUGGGAUGACAACUUCGACCCAGCCAGCCUGCAGGGAGCCCGUGUGCUGCUGACAGGGGCCAGUGCAGGUGUUGGCGAGGAGCUGGCAUAUCACUACGCACGCCUGGGCUCCCACCUGGUGCUCACUGCCCAAACCGAGGCCCUCCUGCAGAAGGUGGUAGGGAACUGCCGGAAGCUGGGCGCCCCCAAGGUCUUCUACAUCGCGGCGGACAUGGCCUCCCCUGAGGCGCCCGAGCACGUGGUGCAGUUUGCGCUGGACAAGCUGGGCGGGCUGGACUACCUGGUGCUGAGCCACAUCGGCGGCGCCCCGGCAGGCGCGCGGGCCCGCAGCUCCCAGUCGACUCGCUGGCUCGUGCAGGUAAACUUCCUGAGUUACGUGCAGCUGACUUCGUUGGCGCUGCCCAGCCUGACCGACAGCAAGGGCUGCCUGGUGGUGGUGUCCUCGCUGCUCGGCCGCGUGCCCACGUCCUUCUCCAGCCCCUACUCGGCGGCCAAGUCCGCGCUGGACGGCUUCUUCGGCUCCCUGCGGCGGGAGCUGGACGUGCAGGACGUGAACGUGGCCAUCACCAUGUGCGUCCUGGGCCUCCGGGAAGGCGCCUCCGCCUCCGAGGGAGUCAGGGGCAUCACGAGGGCCACGGCGGCCCCGGGGCCCAGGGCGGCCCUGGCCGUGAUCCGCGGCGGCGCCACGCGCGCCUCCGGCGUCUUCUACCCGCGGCGCGUCCACCUGCUCUGCCUGCUCCGGGGCUGGCUGCCGCGCCCGCGGGCCUGGUUCAUCCGCCAGGAGCUCAACGUCACGGCCGCAGCUGCCGCCUGAGCUCCGGGGUUGGCGCCCCUCAUCUUCCCAGAGGGGGACGCUCCAUGCAACUGUCCCUGGAGCUGGGACACUAACAGGCACUUCUGAGA